AUGGCACUUUCAGUUGUUGCUGCUGCUUCUUCUUCUUCUUCUCAAGCAUCUCUGACUCAUCAAUACGAUGUCUUUAUCAGCUUCAGAGGUGAGGACACGCGUAACGGCUUCACCAGCCAUCUUCAUUCUGCUCUCCGCAGAAACCUGAUUGAGACGUUCAUAGAUUACAGAAUCCAGAAAGGAGGAGGCAUCUGGAAUGAACUUGUUGAGGCCAUCAGAGACUCAAACUUGUUUCUUGUUAUCUUCUCUGAGAAUUAUGCUUCCUCAAAGUGGUGCUUGAGAGAGCUGGGGGAGAUCAUGAAAUGCAAGAAGAAGAAUAAAAAUGUGGUUGUGAUUCCAGUGUUCUACAGAAUAGAACCCACACAUGUUCGCAAGCAGACUGGAAGUUACCAGAAAGCAUUCGCUGAGCACCAGAUAUCCACCGACCGUAAAGAAGUGCAGCAAUGGAGGACUGCACUCACUGAAGCUGCCAAUCUUUCUGGCUUCCAUUGCGAUCACCACAGGUAA
Arachis ipaensis is the source of this 507-nucleotide messenger RNA. NCBI's taxonomy places the organism in Eukaryota, Viridiplantae, Streptophyta, Magnoliopsida, Fabales, Fabaceae. The record is from RefSeq and is a predicted model, not a curated record.